CGCGUCACCGCGCAACGAUUCAGUAAGAAGAAUUACGCAAAUAAACGCGUCCUGCAUCUUAAUAAUGAAUCUAAGGUCGUGCGUGGUUAUAGAAAAAGGGCAGGGCGAUGGCACGAUCAAGUCAGAACGCUCUCAGACAUGGCGAAGAGCAUCGAUAGCGUUCUUUUACUAACGUUCGCGCUGUUGUUCGUACGGGCAGACGAACACGAGCGAUGGAAUACGCCGCCAGAACUAACGCCCGAGUCAGUCAAGAUCUUAAACAAUGAGGAACCUCAGACACGUCUCUUUUCUUUCGUCCCCACGGCGACUGUCAGUUUAAACGCAGGGAAUAAUAAUGCGCACUCCGUCAGUCUCGGUGCGAGUCUCGAUGGCAUUAGCCUUUCGGAAAGUAACACUUACAAUCAUCCUACGGGGUAUGGGCUUGAUGGAUCUUCCGUUUCCGUAAGCAAAUCAGCGACUGUUUCCGCGGGAUUAUCAGGAAUUUCUACCGCAAGUGCGGAAGCUCAUAGUAACGGUAACAAUGCCAAGACCGAAAGUCAUUCGUUUAGCUUUGGUCAAGCAACUGCAACUUCUUUCGGAACGAUUGAAAAUGGACAAACGAUUACCGGGGCUAUAUCUUCCGCUGGUAGCUCGCAAUCCUCUACAACUGGUGGUAACCGUAGACAAUUCUCGCAAACUGGUGCCGUCAACGCGCGAUAUCCCUAUUGGCCAACAUGGAGCAACAUUGGUCCAAACAAUGGGCACAACGAUCAACGUUUUAAUCGGCCAACAUUGACUGUUUCGAAACCGUGCGAUGAAACACGACCGACGUUGAACAUCGAUGCGCCCGACGCAUUCAGGCGAGAACAAAACCCAACGAUUCAUAUCUACAAAUGGCGACCGAAUCACAGGGUUUCCCGACCAAGUUUCUCGAUUGAACAUCAGCUGGACGAUUCUAGAAAUGGUCGAAUUCAUGGAUCGACGAAUCUUCAAAUCGAAAGCAAAGAUUCUAAACAGGGAUAUUCCGACGUGUGCUGAGCUCUGUGGGUCCCUGGAUUUGCUAAGCCCAAAUGAUUGCAAAUGAUUGUGUAAAUCAGUCAUCCCUGUGGGAUUGUAGGUCAAGAUAUGAUCUUGAACUUAGCGCGACAUCUUUGAAAUAACUGAUGGCUUGAAUAACUUAUGGAACAACCAAAGUCUGUCUUAUCGACAACUUUAAUCAAUUUUAGCAAUAGUAUCAGCAGACGGUACGUGAGUUAGAGUGGACAAAUAAAUGAAAGGCAUGAAUUAGAUAUUAAUGAAUUGAUUAUUAAAAUUUGGCUUUAUUAAUCUUUUAGAAG
This is a messenger RNA of Temnothorax curvispinosus, 1316 nucleotides long. Its product is annotated as epidermal growth factor receptor substrate 15 homolog. Lineage: Eukaryota; Metazoa; Arthropoda; Insecta; Hymenoptera; Formicidae. Bases 139 to 1017 code for a protein of 292 amino acids. The transcript is spliced from 5 exons. The record is from RefSeq and is a predicted model, not a curated record.